CGAUAUUUUCUUGAUUUUCGACCACAAGCUUUUGCUUUGUCGCAGGUACCCAUUGCGAGUUCUGUCCAUGCGCACCGUUAUGUUGAUCAGACAUUAAUCUUGAAUCACGCGCGGCAGCGUCUAGGUUGUUGUUGAUUGUCUUCAUUAUGUCAUCAGACCUGUCACGAGGCGACAAAAGCAUCCAGCUAUCAGAUGAACUGACGGCAGAGGGUAAAUCCGAAAUUACGAUUUGUGAUGGGACGCCAUCGUUAUUUUUCGGGAUUGCCAUAUUGGCAUGUUUCUGUUGUAACUGCUGUUGCUGUAACUGCUGCUGCUGCUGUAGCUGUUGUUGCUGCUGCUGUUCAAUGUUUGCAUUGGUCGGGAGGAAACGGGGGUCUUCGUAUGUACUUUCCGACUGAUCAUCAUCGUCGUCUUCAAAAGAGGAAGAAUCACUCUGACUUUCAAACAGACUCUUGUAAACAGGCAUCAUAUUUCCUUGUAGUUUGUCCAUUGCCCCUAAAAACUGUUCUUCCAUGUCAAAAUUGUUGUCGUAUUGCAUGUUACUACACUUUUUCGGACUGAGCGUCGCCAUAGCGUCUUUGGCAACAGCAUCGAGGCUAUGUAUGGGCAACGGAAGGUUGAUCUUCAAUUGGACCUCGGUAGUAUCUGGACCUGCCUGAUUGCAAUGGAUUCCGCCCAUCUUUUUCAGAUUACCUGCCAUAUCAUUCAAUGCAGAAAAGAUGUUGUCUUCCCAGUUCGAAUCAUCUGUAUCAGAAUCCGAAGAAGAAGAUACCAUAGAGCUUCCAUAUCCCGACGUCGAUCUACUCGUUGAUGUAUGUGCUCGCGUCCCUCUAGUUCGCUCGGUUGAUGUCAUCAUUCCACUUGGUGUGCUUGAACGUGGAGCAUAAGAUUCUUCAUAGAGUUCGGAGUAACGAUGACCAUUGCGUUCCUCUCGAAAUCUAAUGUUAUCUUGUUCAUCCUCAAAUGGUAAGGUUUGUCGAUGGCCGUAGGUCAUUUGGGGAUUCAUUAUAUUGUUUCCAUUGAUAUGACCCGUUUUGUUAAAGCCAUUUUGGUUCAUUUGAAAGUUAUAUUGCAUGACUUCCUCUGGAUAUUGAGGCAUCCCAUUCAUGUAUCCACUGGAUUGCAUUUGUUGCUGCAUUACCCUCCUAUUUUGCUGCUCGAAGAUAACAUUCUGUUGAUGGUAUGGCGAAGCUAUAGCAUGUGGAUAAGGAUGGUUUUCCGUCUGGUCGUUGCCUAGUCGUGCUUCAUCUUCGUAGUGAUCUUGUCGCGAUCGAUCAUAAUGAUGCUGAUUCGAGUUUGAAUUGGCGUGCCUCAUGGUUCGACAAAGGAAAAUGUCGACCUGAAGGUUUGCUUUUUGGUGAAGUGUCUUGUGACAGUAGACCUACAGAAGCUAAGAGGUGAUUUGCUAGACUAUUUCCCCUCAAUGCUGUUUUAACCUACGAUGGUUUGAUCUCCUUCACGAAACUUCGAACAAUAACCGCCCGAAGGUGUCGGUUUUAUUGCGUAUGUGUUUACAUUAGUGGUAACAAUUUUGUGAAAUUCAAUUCAACGCUAAAUUGAGUGAUAAGAGACGUAAAACUGAGCUCUUCGGCGAUAUAUAAUAUUCGUGAAUGAAUAUAUAAAAAAUAUUAUGCGCGUGCGAUUUUGAUCGCUUUAGCGAUGUCAUUGUCGCAAAUCGAACAUCUCCGAAGAAAAUUAAAAAAAAUAAUUUCGCCAAAUACGUAAAUCCGAGAUUGACAAUCUCCUCUCGGAUGGAGUAACAUCAAACGAAGUUCUACGUACAACCGGUCCGGGUACCGUACCGAUGUACGAUACUUCACGAAAAUUGUCGAUCUUCGAGGGGAAGCUUGCCCUGUGACAAAGAAGCCGUCGCAAAUAGACGGCUCGGAAAAGUUUUUGUGACAAGCUGGUUCAAACUUAAAACACCAAGACAAACAACAACUUCGACGAUAAACCGAGGCACAUAGCAGCCAAUACGACAGAACCUGACAAUGUUCGCCGGGAAGUUUCUGAAGCAGACUGGCUCUCUAUUCUCAAGUCGGGGAUCAACCGACACCAGUGCGGUCGAUGAGAGAGAACUCCAUGACUUGGAAGGAAGGGAGCUCCAGAAAAAGACGAAUUCUCGCGAAAUCCGAAGCAACUCAUCUGCAUCCGACUACUCUAAGGAAUACUUCGAAGCCCCUUCGAUGUCAAUCGAUUCCGACAUCGAUAGAUUGGAGGACCUUCUUCAAAUGGGGUGCAUGGAUGCCCUGUUUCUACCGCAAGAUCCAAAACCGGCUGCCAAAAAGUCGCUCGUGAAGGUUAACUCACAGGGGCACAGAGAACUCAAUCUCAACGUAAAGGGAGCCCUUGCAUUGGGACUAGAAGCUCAAAUGAGGGAAGAUGCAAAAAAUCGAAAAGAAGGAAAUCAUAGCUUUUAUCUCGAGGAUGGUACCAAGGUGCCAGAAUUUCAUAAGAACGAUCAUUUUAGAUCUCUCAUGUCGCUGUCACACGAGUCGGCGUCAUCGGGUGACUUCGACGAUGGACGCAGCGACGAUUCUGAUAUCAGGAAUGCAAAUUUCAACCAACCAUUCCAAUUACCGCCACAUCCCAUGCAACAGCCCCACCCUGCCUCUUGGCAGCAUCAACACCAGCACCAACACUACAACCCUCACAUGUUCCAUGAUAACCAGAAUGAUUAUUACCAGCAACAGCAGUAUCAUCAGAUGCCGAUGAUGAUGGCCCAACCAAACAGCCCAUACGCUAUGGUUGCGCACGGGAUAUCACCUCCUUUUCAUCAGCAAGCACCACCACAGGAGAGAAAGUCUGGUAUCAUGGAAGUUAAAUCCGAGGUUUCUGCCCCUGGACGAAUGCCACUUCAAAUUGUUCUUGAAAAUACAUCCUCCUACGAAGAAGAUAGCUGUUUAUCGUACGAGAAUGCCGCUGCACCUGAUCCUCCUCAAUCGUCACUUGAAAGAAUCCCAGAGGACGAUUAUUCUUCUUGUGCAAGCUCCGAGAAAGAAAGCGACACUUCCAUUGUAGCUUGCGGAUCCAUGAAAUCGGACAAUGGUAAAAAUAGUAGAGGUUCUCAUAACCGUGCAAGCAAAGGCGAUGUUCCAAAAGAAAUCAAUCCGAACGAAAUCCUUCCGAAAGAAAUUGUUCCGAAAUCUGGAAAACGCCUAACAAAUUUGGAACGAUGGAAGAAAGCAAACAUUCAGCGCUUGUAUCUCAAGAAGAACCAAAUGGCUCUCACCGGAAUUGGUUCUCCAGAAGAGAGUCCUGCUGCUCAGCAGUCCAGAAGAGGAGAAGUAAACCUGCCUGUCGUCAACAAAGACAAACCCGAAGAUACCGUUUCCGUAGGAUCCGACGAAGCAGCGCAGAGCACGGUGAGUGGAGAAGAAGCCGUCGAAGAAGCCUCCGAAGAAGCUACACAGCCCGUGGAGAGAAGCGGUAGCGACAACACGACCGACACAAAAACCACCACCGAAGUUUCCAACCACCGCAGUGCCCACACCGUUAGCACAGACGACCACGCAAAACCCUUCGACGAACCGGAAACGGUCUCGGAGGCCAUGACCUUCGAUUCGAUUCUGAGCCGACGGAUAGAAAAACGGCGUGCUACGAAGCUCAAAAUGGGCACCAGAUCCGAUCUAGCAUCCUUGGACCAUGACCAUCAUUCGAUGGAAAGCAGUGGUUGGGACAGAGACGACACGGAGAACCAUUUGCCAUCGCACGGACACCACGAUUCGAGCAAGCCCCGCAAGCAAGAGAGACGAAAGAAUCCGUUCGAGGACGAUGAUUUCCUGUGCAGCGACGACGGCGAAGACGAGGACGAGGAUGAGGACGAGGACUACCACCCCCUGCUCACAAAAUCGAGCAGCGAUGACGAUGGCAUAGACAUACCCUCUCCCCGCCACUACUCCAAGCCGAGCCGUCCCAUGCCGCUUCCCCGUGCCCACCAAGGCAGCAGCCCCCGCUACACCAAAACCACGGUGGCCUCCCCCCAGCGCGCGGUCCUGUCGCCCCGGAGCAACGGGGGAAACCGCAGCGGCGGUGGCUUCUCUCCGUCGUCCCCCCGCAGCAGCUACCACCAAAAAUCGUCCCCGAGGGUGUCCGGGAGGGUCGCGGCGGCCAUUCAGAAAUUCGAGAAGAAGACGCCCACCGCCAAGCACCAGCCCCAAGGCUACCAGCCACCACAAAAGCAGCGUUCGGUUCGCGCCAAUGAAUGGCACGGGUCGAUCGAGAACGUGAGCGAGAAAAUGGCAUCGGCUUCGAUCGGAGGGAAGGUUCCACAAUACAGCCCUGACCCCGUGGGGUACUACGGAAUCGAUGAGGUCUGUAGCUACGACACUCCGUUCGACGAGAGCUAAAAGUUAGCUUUCGAAGUAUAAUAUAAAGUAGUGAAUCUG
Messenger RNA from Pseudo-nitzschia multistriata, 4388 nucleotides. NCBI's taxonomy places the organism in Eukaryota, Bacillariophyta, Bacillariophyceae, Bacillariales, Bacillariaceae. The record is from the annotation of a GenBank genome assembly.